Molecule: messenger RNA, 5343 nt
Organism: Cuculus canorus (common cuckoo)
Lineage: Eukaryota; Metazoa; Chordata; Aves; Cuculiformes; Cuculidae
Gene: USP35
Product: ubiquitin specific peptidase 35
Exons: 10
Coding region: 647-3637 (996 amino acids)
Biological process (GO): ubiquitin-dependent protein catabolic process; protein deubiquitination
Cellular component (GO): nucleus; cytosol
Molecular function (GO): cysteine-type endopeptidase activity; cysteine-type deubiquitinase activity
Source: RefSeq, a predicted model, not a curated record
ACUGAGCCAGGGGGGCUGGCAGCAUGGCAUAAGUGUUAAACUUACACCCCUGCUAUUGCACAGAGAGGCUGCAAUCCCAUCUCUGCUUCCAGGGGCCUUUCUCUCUUUCUGUGAAUGUGAAGACAGUCAUCCGGAGCAUUAUUGUUUCUGGAGGACAGCUGAGUCGGCAGACACCAGUGGAAGACCUCAACUCCCCUAAUCCCCCCAGUCAGCCCCUCUGUGUGUCUGUGGUAGGCUGUUGGGGUUUGGAUUUUGUGAAACAUAGAGCACCAUCCUGAGCUGCUAAUCUCCUCGAGGGGGCAGAGCUCAUCCAUUCCUAAGGUCAAGGGUAAGAUUGCAGCUGGUAGUUCACAAGACAAAAACGCUCAAGUGUGUGAUAAGUCUGAAGAAGUUCUUUAUUUUUAUGUAUUCAUUUUGUUUUGGGGCUUUAGUCUCAGUUGAACACCACCAGAGUGGAAACUUUCCGCUGUCCCUCAGAAUACCACCAUUAAAAGGGCACAAGAAUUAUCAUCUUCAUAGUGGUCCCAGAUAGCUCUUAAGCUCUUCUUCUUUGGCCUUCCUUGCCAACCCGGGCUUGAAAGCUCAUCUGACUCUGCUUGAACUAAUCUACUGUUCUGUUUCUCUCUUUCAGCAGCUGGGAGCAGAGAUGGAUAAGAUACUGGAAGCUGUGGUGAUGUCCUCAUACCCCAACAAUGUGAAGCAAGGGCUUGUGAGGCGCGUCAUUGAGGCAGCGAAGCAGCCCAUGGACAGUGAGCAAUGCUGGUCCAUGCUGGAGCUGUCUACCAAGCUUUACCUCACAGGGGACACCAAAUAUAAAAGAGAGAUCGGGAGAGAGGUUUUGGAGGUUUACGGCCACUACCAUCCAGAGGAAUUUGAGGAGUUCUUCAACGUCCGCUUCCUGCUGAGUCUCCUCCAGGAAGGCUAUGGACCUCUGGGGAAGAGAAGCCAUUAUGUACUUGAUUAUAUCCAGUUAGGACUGCAGUUUGUCUUGGAAAGCCCAUCAGCAAACAGCAUUUUCAGCUUAUUGAGGAUCGAGGUACUCCGCAAAGUCUGCGAGAGGCCCAGCCCCAAGCAGUGUGCAAAGAUCAGCAAACUCUUAACCCAGCAUCCUCAGUGCAUUCCCACAGGCAAACACCAGGUCUUGUUUUGUCAGCAGCUGAUCCGGUGUAUUGGGCAGUUCCAAUGUAUCUCUGAGGGGGAAGAGGACAUCAUGGAGUUUUUGGAGCAGGUGAACAAAGUGAGUGGUCUGCUGCAGAGAAUCUGGAGGACUCAGACCUCAGCCAUCCUGCCUUCUUUGAAGGAGUUAUUCACUAUCAUUUCUUCAACAGAGGAGCAGGAAGCACCAUCCAAUGCCUUGGCCAGUGUGGUCCAAUUUGUCCCUCUGGAGCUCAUGGAUGGUGUCAUAAGAAACCUAACCAAUGAUGACAGCAUCACUGAUGUGCAAAUGAUGACAGCCAUUGGCAGGAUGAUUGACUGGGUAUCCUGGCCACUGGGAAAGAACAUAGACAAGUGGAUCAUUGCUCUCCUGAAGGGUUUGGCUGCAGUGAAGAAGUUCAGCAUCUUGAUUGAAGUUACUCUUUCAAAAAUUGAAAAGGUCUUCUCCAAGUUGCUGUACCCCAUUGUGAGAGAAGGGGCUUUGUCUGUCCUGCAGUAUAUGCUGCUGAGCUUCCAGCACUCCCAUGAGGCAUUUCACUUGCUUCUCCCUCACAUCCCCAGGCUGGUGGCCUCUCUGAAGAAGGAGGACUCCAACUCUGCCGCCAGCUCCCUGGAGCAGCUGGCUGAGCUCAUCCAUUGCAUGUUCUUCCGCUUCUCAGGAUUUCCAGAUCUCUAUGAACCAGUCCUAGAAGCAGUUAAAGCUCUUCCUAUUCCAAAUGAAGACCGGAUUAAACAUCUCUUGGGACAAAAUGCUUGGACCUCCCAGAAGAAUGAGCUGGCCUGCUUCUACCCACGCCUGGCAUCCAAAUCGGAGACGGGAAAGAUUGGGUUAAUUAACUUGGGAAACACUUGCUACAUGAACAGCAUCAUACAGUCUCUUUUCAUGGCUUCAGACUUUCGGCAUUCGGUGUUGAAUUUAACUGAGGGCAACUCCCAGCCCCUGAUGACAAAGCUCCAGUGGCUCUUUGCAUUUUUGGAGCACAGUCAGCGACCUGCCAUCUCACCUGAGAGUUUCCUCUCUGCCUCCUGGCCACCCUGGUUCACCCCUGGUGCUCAGCAGGACUGCUCGGAGUAUCUCAAGUACUUGCUGGACAGAUUACAUGAAGAAGAAAAAACUGGAAAAAGAAUCUAUCAGAAACUCAAGGAAUCCAGCUUGAUGUCUCAGGCGAUGGAGCACCAUUACUUAAACAAGACCCUGAUUGAGAAAAUGUUUGGGGGUAAAAUGAUGACAAAGAUCCGCUGCUUGAAGUGUCUGAAUGUCUCCUCCCGAGAAGAAGCCUUCACAGACCUGUCCCUGGCUUUUCCCCCAGUGGACAGACAUAUGGAUGAAAGCACAUCUGUUUUACCAGUGGAAGAAAUUGGCCCACAGUUUGUUGAACAUCCUGAAAAUGCAAGCCAGCUAACAGGGUCUCCCUGGAUCCAGAGGAAGCCCCUCAUGGCCAAAGACCCUGCAGCCUCACUGAUGCCAGCGGAAACAUUGGGUUGCCAGGAGCCAGGAGAAGCCGCAAAUCCCUUAAGUGACAAUGCUGUUGUUAUGGAUGCAGCCAAAGACCCUCUCUUGACUUAUAGGGAGCAGGCACGUGCUCCAAAGGACUCCAGAUCCGUCCCAGAUUUAAUCAACUAUUUUCUGUCCCCAGAGAGACUGACAGCAGAGAAUAAAUACCACUGUGAGAAAUGUGCAUCCUUGCAGGAUGCUGAGAAGGUGGCAGAGUUGACGGAAGGUCCUCACUACCUUAUCCUCACACUGUUGCGAUUCUCCUUCGACCCACAGACGAUGAAAAGGAAGAAGAUCUUGGACAAUGUCUCCAUCCCUGUGGUGCUCAAGCUGCCUGUCCUUGUUGCCCCAGAGGAAACUGAGGAGGUUUGCCGGACUGGGAAAGACAGGGCUGCCCUGGAAAGUGGCUUCAUGUCUGUUGUGUAUGACCUCUGCAGUGUGGUGGUGCAUUCAGGCAUCUCCUCUGAGAGCGGCCACUACUACUGCUACUCCAGGGAGUGCACUGACACGGUCCCCCAUGGGCAGCCCCGCGAUGAGGCACUGAAACCAGCCUCUGACAAGCAGCUGGACUUCGAAAUCCAGUGGUACCUUUUCAAUGACACCAGGGUUUCCUUCUCCUCUUUCGAAUCGGUCAGCAACGUCACUUCUUUCUUCCCUAAGGACACUGCCUAUGUCCUUUUCUACAGGCAGCGGCCAGGCAGGCAGAGCUGCCCACUGCACCAGGCUCUGGCUGAGGCUGGCUGCCUGCACGGUGAACCCCCUCUCCAUAAGGACUUGAUGGAAGCCAUUUCCAAAGAUAACAUCCUCUACUUGCAGGAGCAGGAAAAAGAAGCAAGGAACAGAGCUGCCUACAUUUCUGCCUUGCCAAAAUCCCCGCUGUGGUGGAGAGACUUUGACAGAGACAAGGAUGAUGACAGCUCGCCAGGGGGCUGCGGCCCGGCGACAGGCGGCAGUGGAUCUGGCUCCUUUCAUGGACUGGUCUUCUAGCCACUGGGUUAAACCAGACAGUCAAUGCCCGCUGGGCCAACCCGAAGCAGAGGAUCCUCUUCCUCACCCUGAUGUCGGUGAGCAUCUUGUAGGACGAUUUGUGGAACAUUUCAAUGGAAGAGGACUCAGGGGCUGAUUUGGAGGCACCCAGAGGGUCCCAUUGCUUCCUAUGCAUUUGGUUUUCACGCCUUAAUGUAACUAAGCUAACACCGAGAUGAGCAGCUGCCAACAGCUCAGCAAAGUGCCCUUUUGCUUCAGCGUAGCUGUGUCUUGCCUGCUAUGAGCCAUAUCACUAGCCUGAGGAGAGGACAGGGAUGGGAAUGAAGAGGGAAGAGGUGGAGAUGGAGGAGAUGGAGACAGGGAUGGGGAUGGGGAUAGGCAUGGGGAUGGGGAUGGAACAGUGAGGCCUCAGGGAAGAUGUUCCGUGCACAUCCCAUCUGCAGCCCUUCACAUGGCACUGAGUCAGUUUUUCAGGAGACCUCUGUUUGAUUGUUUUUAUUUAAUUUUUUUUUUUAGAACCUACCUUGACACACCUCUAAAGGUGGAAAAAGGCUGAAAAAAAGCCAAGCAGCCAACAUGGCAAUGCUGCUGUGCUGGAGCAGUGAGCCUGUAAGUCUGCUUGGUCGCAGCGAGUCGUGGCAGGUCAGCCGGGGGGGUUUUGUGCAGCAUUGCAAAGCACCCGAAAGAGACUGAGGGCUGUAAAAUCCCUUUAGACAAGAGAGACUGACCUGGCCCAUUUGGGUUUUUCUGGGCUCCAGCAAAGACCUGUUGUGUUACCAGUGGAUGCUGUUAGUGUACACUGCAGGCCCAGACGCACAGGUGUUUUUCUAGGCUUUUCUUUGUUUCCAUUGAGAUAUCUUGAACUGAGCAGCAAAUGACAGAGCCUCCCACUAACUUUUUUUUUUUUAAAUGCUGACAUGCAAGGAAAGUAACCCAACCAGAUAUAUUAUAUCAACCCAAUAUGGAUAUAUACUAUAUAAAUCAAUGAAUUAUAUAAAUCAGUUAUGGGACAGGACCUGGUCUGAGUGGAAAGUCAGCCCAAGCCCUGAGCUAUGCAUCUGCAGGAUUGUGACUCCCUCUUGCAAACCUCCCCAGCCCUCCUUCGCACCUGUAGGAGAAAUUUCUCUAGCUCAAAUGGCAGAGUCUUGUGCCUUAGGUCCUGGGUGCAGGGCCUAAUCCUGACAUGGGGUAUUGGAGUGGGAAUGUUGUGUUGCCAGGUAAAAAAAGGCAAAGCACAGACAUGCGAGUAGAAAAUCUGCUAGAGAGGGUGGUCGGGAUCAAGUCUCUGGUGUAUAGUAUUGUAUUGUUUCGUAGCCUUUCCUAUAUAUAAGUAAAGGAAAUUAAUUAGCUCAACAUGGAGGCUUAGCGUCUUAUUGCAAUACUUAUAUCUGUUGGUCUGAUGGCUCAAAAAAAGAGAUGGGGAAGCUGAUGGGAGAUGAACAUCCAAUUUUGUGGAUGCAGGACAACACUGCAGAGUGGUGGCUUGGAAGUGGGGAGCAGGCAGAGGUGGGAUGGGGUCCCCCCAGCCUGGAGCUGUGUGCUCUGAAUACAGAUGACAAGUGGUUUUGUAGAUGAGCAGUGGACUGUUAAAGCAGUGCUAAGAUGAAAUAAAUACAUACCCAAACCUGAAGUUAUACAAAAUGUACAGCGUUUCAUGUUGCUGUUGUGCCAGCUCUCUGCUUUGUGCUGGCGUGUCACAUGGAGGU